This is a messenger RNA of Sungouiella intermedia, 1362 nucleotides long. NCBI's taxonomy places the organism in Eukaryota, Fungi, Ascomycota, Pichiomycetes, Serinales, Metschnikowiaceae. The record is from the annotation of a GenBank genome assembly.
AUGCGACCCUCCAAUAAAAAUCUCCACAACUCCACCUUUCAAUUCACCAAAAUGAGCCGUUUCUUCCGUUUUGGCGCCACCUCAGCCCGCCAUGUCAAGAAUGCCUCGUUCCCCAUUCUUCAGGCCUCUAUUCUCCCCAGAAACGCUGUUUUGGUGGCAGGACUUGUUGGUGCUUCAGCAUUCACAUACUAUGCAUUCGAUGCUAGAGCCGGCUUCCACGAAUACGUGCUUUGCCCCGUACUCAGAGCCACUCUAGACGCCGAAACGGCCCACAAACUCGGCAUUGAACUCAUGAAGUAUGGAGUUGCGCCUAAAUUGCGCGGUGAAGACAAGAAGUUGGAGCUGGAGCUCGAACCACUUCUUGGAGUGUCUGUGUUUGGCAAGAAAUUGAAGUCGCCCAUUGGUUUGGCUGCUGGUCUUGACAAGAAUGGUGAAGCCAUCGAUGCUUUGUUUGAUACGGGUUUCUCCUAUGUGGAAAUUGGCUCCAUUACCCCAGAACCUCAACCUGGAAACCCCAAACCUAGAUUCUUCAGAUUGCCUAGAGACGAUGCAGUUAUCAACCGUUACGGAUUCAACUCCGAUGGUCACAUGAGUGUAUUAGCCACCUUGAAGAGCAGAUUCUGGUCGUAUGUCACGGCUGCUACCAAGAAGGAUGGCCAACUUUCAAACUCUUUCAGAGAUGGUAAGCUUUUGGCCAUCAACUUGGGCAAAAACAAAACCGGUGAUGAAGUGGAAGACUACGUAAAGGGUGUCAGACGCCUUGGACCAUAUGCUGAUGUGUUAGUGAUCAACGUUUCGUCUCCAAACACUCCAGGCUUGCGUGAUCUUCAGAGUGAAGAGAAACUCACCAACUUGUUGACCACUGUGGUCGGAGAACGUGACAGAUGCGGUAACAAUCAGCUCGGAAAACUUCCUCCAGUGCUUGUCAAGGUUGCACCAGACUUGACCGAGCCAGAGAUCGAGUCCAUCGCCAACUCGGCCAAGACUGCUAAGGUGGACGGAAUCAUCAUCUCCAACACCACCAUCCAGAGACCCAAGGGUCUUUUGACAACUGAUGCUUCUUUGGUGUCGCAGACGGGUGGUUUGUCAGGAAAGCCUUUGAAGCCAUUGUCAUUGCAGGCAUUAAGAACGUUGAGGAAGUACACCAAGGACUCCAACUUAGUAUUGGUGGGAUGUGGAGGUAUUUCUUCUGGACAAGAUGCGUUAGAGUUCGGUAAGGCUGGUGCUACUUUUGUUGAGAUUUAUACCGCUUAUGCUUAUAAGGGCCCAGGCUUGCCAGCCAAGGUUAGAGACGAAUUAGCAGUGUUGUUGAAAAAGGAGGGUAAGACUUGGGAACAGAUCGUUGGUCUGGACGACAAGUAG